UAUACACGCAUCUCGCGGUGGUACGCAACGUAUUUAGGACUAAUCAGAAGUCGGUAGCCGCGCGAACGUACAGCCGCACAGUCGACGGAGAGCCGAAGGACGAAACGUUUAGAUUCGCGUAUCGAGCCGCGCGGAAGAUAUUCACUUUAAAAAAAUGAAACGAUUCGCACACUAUUUCGUAUGCCUGGCUGUACUGACGGCGGUUUCUGCGAGGUCGGCCGAAACUAAUCCUACAUCUAAUUCCAUCAACGAACAGCAAACCGCUAGAUCGAGUGGCAACGGCAUAUUUGGCGAGUUACGCCAUGUCUAUCAGGUGUACAAGGAAUGUAGCGCCGCGGAACUGAGUCCUUGCUUAAAACUGAAACUCUUAACGGCCAUGGACAGGAUUUCUCGAAGUGCACAGUUGAAUGUGGCCGAAGGCGUUACUCUCGUUCAGGACGAACCAAUUGCCAACGAAUCUGAACCAGAAAAAUCUGUGCAGGAAAUCGAAGCCAGCUUGCCGCGAGCGUUGGAAGACAAGGAAGACGCUCUUAACGGCAUGAUCUUCGAUAGGAUUGUCAAGUUUUUCCAGAGUCACACUUUGAAACUAAAAUUACCAAAUGUAGAUGAGCUUCAACGUGGCUUUGUCGAAGAAGGUCGCAAGAAGAAGAAGAUGAGCGGUCUUCUUGCCAUUCCGCUGUUAAUUGGCGGCACAUUAGUACCACUGGCGCUUGGCGCUCUCGCGCUGUUGGCCGGCAAAGCGUUGAUUGUGAGCAAGCUCGCGCUGGUGCUCGCUUCCAUCAUAGGAUUGAAGAAACUCGUGUCCGGCGGUCACGAUCACGGACACGAAGUCGUCCAAGUCGCGGGAGGCCACGGAUCGGGCGGAUGGGCAAGAUCGGGACACGAUUUGGCCUACUCCGCGCACAAACCAGCGUCAACUUAGGAACAAAAAUUUGCGAACGUCACUCCGACACUUGUUCAAUUUCUCAUCGCGCUCUUCCCUUUCGCGAAGUUUCCUUCUCACCUAACUUCUAUUUAUUCUCAUCCUGUGAAUAAUUUUCUCUCUGACCAUCUGUCCAAUCUCACCUCACUCUCUUCUCCACGCUGUGUUCACUCUAGGUCGUCGCACAUACGAGGCCACUCGUAUACGGAUCAUCCUGAGUAUUUAUUGUUUCACAUGUAGCUGCGAGCUACAAUAUGUAUAUUUAUAAAUAUAUUUAUAAAUACACGAAUAAAUUAAGAUCAUAAUUAU
Linepithema humile (Argentine ant) is the source of this 1231-nucleotide messenger RNA. RefSeq names its product Osiris 8 (gene Osi8). Lineage: Eukaryota; Metazoa; Arthropoda; Insecta; Hymenoptera; Formicidae. Gene Ontology annotation, cellular component: membrane. The record is from RefSeq and is a predicted model, not a curated record.